Molecule: messenger RNA, 7664 nt
Organism: Vespula vulgaris
Lineage: Eukaryota; Metazoa; Arthropoda; Insecta; Hymenoptera; Vespidae
Product: A-kinase anchor protein 200-like
Exons: 9
Coding region: 611-3805 (1064 amino acids)
Source: RefSeq, a predicted model, not a curated record
UCGGCAGUCGGUCGCGCGUUACCGAGCAAAGUGGAUGAGUUCGCGAACGCGCUCCCGCUAAGAAAGCUCAGUUUUUUUUCUCAUAUCGUGAGAAUAAUCCGCACGCGUUUACGAUUUCUAUUAUAACUUUUCUUUGUAUAUUAAUAUUUACACGCGUAGAGUUAUAGUAACGAAAAGUCAACGCCCCGUGUCUUCUUCUUCCUCGUUCGAUCAUCGAUACGUUGCAAGUCGUUUUUGCAACGUUCACGGUAGUGAUAAACAGAUAAACAAAACAAAACAAAAAAUUAACCACAAAAUAACUUUGGAGUUCGUGCUGAUUCAGUGUAACGUUCGUUUUUUGAGGAGGGGAAAAAGGAGAGGAAAGGAAAGGAAAGGAAAGGAAAGAAAAGAAAAAAAAAUUAACUCGUUCUCUUCCUUCGAAGAUUCUUAAGUCUUCUUAAGGAGCUUCAAAUUCGGGAGAAAUCGUUUUAAGUACGAUCCAACAUUCGAGGUCAGAGCUCGGUAAGCAAGCGCUUGAGCGCACUUUAGUAAGACAAAUACAGAGAGAAAGAGAGAGAGAGAGAGAGAAAUAUAAUCAAGUAGCAGCUAGAAGAGAGAAAAAAAAGGAAAGAUGGGAGCGAGACAAAGCAAAAGGUCCGUCGACAUAACGACGACGCCGAAGAAGGAAGGUAUACCAAGCGAAGGUGCAGUUGUAGGUGAUGCCGCAACACCAGGUGAUGGAAAACUCGAAAGGAUCGAAGAAAGUGAUGCUAAACCGACGACUAAUGGCAUUGCUUAUCGUACUGACGUUACCGAAGAUAAGGACAAAGAUAAGGAUGAGGCUACUGAGAAGGAUAAGGAGAAGCAGGAAUCCGAAGAAGUAAAGUCGGAGGAUACGAAGCAAGAAUCGUCUGGCGAACCUUCAGCAGAAGGUGCGGAGGUUACAACGCCUACGGAAGGCAAUCCAGCCAGUCCCAACACUGUUGCUUCACCAGACAGCAAGGAACCUAAAAAAAAAGAUAAGAUGAGGAAAAAGUGGUCCCUCAGGUCGAUCAGCUUCAGCAAGAAGGACAAGAGCAAGCCGACUCGUGAGGAAACACCCAAGAAUGGAGACGUCACUAAAGAAGAGCCGCUAGCAGAGGGGGGUGAAGAUGGAGAUCACGCAGCUAACAGUUCAGCGGAAGACAAAUCUGCCGUAAGCAGUCCUUCGGAGAACGAAACCAGCAGUACGCCAUUGUCAUCCGCAGUAGAGGCUAAAGAAGAAUCAGGAGCAGCAUCAGCAACGACGACGACGACGACGACGACGACAACGGUGCCGGCGGCGGCGGUGGCGACGACACCAGAAACAGCAGCACCAACAGCAACGACGACACCACCAGCAACUAGCCCGGUAGCCGAGGAAAAGAAAGAGGAACCUACUCCCUCUGCCCCUACUCCCGUCCCUCUAGAGGAUAAGAAAGAGGAGGUCGAAAAAGUCGAGGCAGAGAAAAAAGUAGUCGAGGUCAGUCCAGACGGUGGUCGGUCCUUAGCGGACUCGAUAAAAGUCUCCGUCUUCCGAGUCCAGCCAGUCGAUACGCCGUCUAUCAUUGAGAGGAAAACCAGUGAGGAUCUCCCGUCCCAACUCCCAUCGAGUCCUCCACCAACUCCGAUCGAACCGUCGCCCUUACAACAAGCUCAGCAGGCAGCGGCAACAGCUGUCACUGUUACAGCUCUAGCCAAAGCUUUAGAAUUGCCUGUUGAGCCUGUUGUAGAUAAGGACGUUACGACUGAAGUUAAUUCCACGUUACCAACAAUUUUACACCAAGACCCUCUAGAAGACGCUCCUGAAUCGUCAUUGUCCACCCGCGUUUCUAACAAUGAUCCACUCGAACGAUCAUCUCCAAUUCUCUCGAACCUUGAAUCAACAACCAUUGAAAAUAUAAUAAUUCCUGUCGACGUAGAUUCCGCUCUGUUGCUUACAAAAGACGAACCUGUAGGUAUCGUUAACAAGACUGAUGAGACUGUUCCUGUACUGACGGAACCCGAUAAGACUAACUUUCGUUCCAAACUCGAAACUGUUAAGACUGAUUCAAAAAUGUUGGGGAAUGAAGCGACUAAUGUCGAAGAUAUUCCUAAAAGUUCUAAAAGCAUUUCCGAUAACAUUAUUGAGGAUAUCGAAACGACUGAGGAAUUAGAGACUGACGUAACUAAGGUAGAAGAGACACAGGAAAAUGUUGAAAUUGUUAGCAGAGCUGAAAAAGUGCCGGACGAACAAGCUGAUAAAUUCAUCGAAGUUGUCAAGGAGGUUAUUAUCGAGACACCAUCGUGCGAGGAUGUCAUCAAGGAGGACCACGAGAUAAUCAUUUUGGAAGAUGUCGAGGAUCCAGAUCCGUCCAGUGUGGUUUCAAAUCCUGAAGGAGCAUGUAACGAGCAUAUCAUUGUCGAAGCCAAACCAGCAGUAGUCAUACCUUGCGAAGAAGUAGAAGAAGAAGAAGAAGAAGUCGAUAUAAUCGAGGAGGUAGCCGAGGUAAAAACUACAGACUCCGUUGAAGUAAUUCCAAAAGAAGAGAAAAUCGAAGCAGAACCGAUAUUAUCUGAUACAAGCUUGCCGGUCAAAGAUGUUCUUGUAGAAGAAAUGAACGAAUUAGAUGUCUCGUCUUCCAUCGAUGUUAGUAUAGAACUCAUUGAUCAUUUUAUAACGGAUACGAUAACUGUAGUCGAAAAACUUGCGGGUGGAGGAAAAGAUAUAAUCGAGAUCGCCGAAGUCGAGAGUUCAGUCUCUUUGCCGAUAUCAGAAACAAAAGAAUCCUUAGACGAACUUAUACCUGAACAAGCACAUCUACUACCACCGCCACCGCCACCGCCAUCAUCGUUAACAUCGACUACCAUUACCGAAGUCGCUUCCAACGAGCAAUUAAGUAAAGUACAAGCAAACGAAUCUUUAGAAGACCUAACAAAUGCCAAUGAACUAUCCUCCAGUUCACAAAAAGACACAAUAGUAACGACAAACGUUCCCACGGAAAGACAGAGUCCGUCCCAUACUACUGUUACGAGAAUCACAACACCACCACCAUCUUCCUCACCUCCUCCUCCUCUUCCUCCCUCUUCUAUCAAAGAGGAAGACACUUCUUGUCGACUUCAAAGUGAAUCUUCUGAGUUCCCAUUGCCGCCACCAAAUGAAAUUACAACAAAAUCUCCUCCUUCCUCACCUCGAUGUAAUGUUAGUCAAACGUCCAGUAACCUAACAGAAAUUGAUCAAACGUCAAUCGCAAGUCCAAAUCCAAGUAACCGAUCCAGUACAAGUAUCGUGUCUAGCACUACAACAGCCACAAACGAUUGCUCGCAAACAUUGUUGCACGACGACCAGACCGAUCGAGAUUUGAAGACGGAGUCGGUGUCUCAGAGCCUCAAUUCGUACAAUGAUUCAGAAGUUGAGUUGAAGGAGAGGUUAGCCCAAUCCCUGGCGGAGACGGAAAACCAGAAGGAAACCUUAUCGUGUCGAUCGUUGAACGAUGAUGUCUCAACUGCCUUCCAGGAGAACCACCAGAGCACUCCGGAAGUCGAGAACCCAGUAGUGGAAAAGACCACCGUGACUAAUGAAGUUGGUACGACAGAAAGUAACGUUGAGGAAGCUCCUAAGGUGGCACCACCAGCCAUCCCGAUCGAAGUUCCAGCUUCGCCGCCAUCUGCACCGGCCAUUACCGAAGAUGUUGCUUCGGUCACUAAGGCCAUCGAGGAAAUCGACAUUAGUGACAAAGCGGUUGCAGCAGCGGUUAACGAGGCCAUUGAAUGCAACACGAACGAAAUAAUUGCCGACGCGCAUCACCAAAACAACAUGAACGAAUAAACGCCAUUAACCGAAUUCUAUCUUGGGAAGAAGAAAAUUCUUUUCUCUCGUUAAAACCAAAAAAGUAUAUUAUAUAGAUAUGUAUAUUUGGACCAUUCCUGCAAACUAAACCAGAAAAGAACGUUCUUUCGUUACGAGCAACAACACAAAAAAAAGUAAAGCAAGAAAUAAAUAAAUAAAUGAACAAGAUAAAGAAAAUAAAAAAAUGGGAAAGAUGGAAGAAAGAAAGAAAGAAAAAAAGAAAGAAAGACAGACGGAAAGAAAGAAAGUAAGAAAGAAAGAAAGAAAGAAAGAAAGAAAGAAAAGGAAUGACGAUGUUACCGCGACAUCGCGAAAAGAAGAAAAAGAAGAAGAAGAAGAGAGAUGAGCAUUAUAGACUUUAAAUAGUAGGCCUAUUAAUUAUUAUGAUGAAAACAAAAGCCGGCAGGGUGAGAAAAAAAAGAAAAGGAAGAAUUCAUCACGAAAGAAGGGACUAAACACGAUUGCAUUAUUUAAAGGAAGAAAGCGAGGGUCGCUAAAAAGGGUAUAUAAUAAAGGAAAGAGUAAGUGAACGAAACCGAUGAUUUUGAAUACUAAACUAAAAUAAACUAAACAAAACAAAAAAGAACACAACUACCACCACCACCACCACCACUACCACCACAACCACCACUACCCACCACCCACCACCCCAAAAACCCAUGUAUACGCGUUUGUGCGCAGAUUGUGAGACUCUUUUUAAAAAUAAGAGAUUCAGAAUAAAAAGAAGACGCAACAGUAGCAACAACAACAAGGAAAAUAUUAAUAAUUAAAAUUAAAAAUCGCAUCUAUCUCGUUCAGCGCGUAUGGUCGCUCGUAACCGAAGGAUCAUUGAAUUCAUUUUUACCACGGGCCGAGCCCAGCCGCAGGUGGUUAACGCAGAUUAGCCUUCCUGUGUAGGAAUUUAAACAAGAAUAGCAUCAACAACUACAACAAAAGAAAAGGUUAUUAUCAUUAAAGGGUUAUCGAGAAAUAACAAAAAAAUGAAAGAAGAACAAUGCGCAUUGCGAGUGAACGAAAAUCAAUCUUUCAAAGAUCAUCGUCAUCUUCAUCGUCUUCAUUAUCGUAAUCAUCAUCAUCGUCAUCAUCAUCAUCAUCUUCAUCAUCGUCGUCGUCGUCGUCGUCGUUGUCAUUAUUAUCAUAAUCAUUUUCAUUAUCAUUUACCAUUAUCGUCAUUAUCGUCGUUAUCGAUAGACGAAUAUCUUUAUCGUUUAGCGUAUUAGUAUCCGGUUGGUAAUACUCAAAAAUGGCUGGUGCCCUCCCGUGUAAACAUUAACAUUAACAUUAUUAUAUUUCUAUGAGAGAAAACGAGUAUGAGAUCGCGAAUGGAAGGGUGAAUAGACGAUGAAAAAGUAAGGAGACUGAUUGAAAGAGAGAAAGAGGAGGAGGAGAGAGGCACGAGAGGGGGGUGUGCGUGUAAGAUUAGAAAAAAAGGAUCGAAAGUAAGAAUUGUUUAGUAGUGUGCGUGUGUCGCGGAACGAAAGAGUGCGCGAAAGAGAUCGAUGCUCUAAUAAUUAAAAAAAAUAAAAAAUAAAAAAAAAUAAAAAAAGAAAGAAGGAAAGAAAGAAAGAAAGAAAGAAAUACAAAUAUACAAGGAAAGAACGUGGAAAAAAAUAAAAAUAAAAAUAAUAAUAAUAAUAAUAAUAAUAAUGGUGUACGAUUUUACUUUCAUUAUUAAUUAUACGACGACGAAGGAAAACAAAAAGACCGCUACAGGCUCUAAUAAAACACUUGGUAAGAGAAAUGAAUUAAUAAUAAUAAUAAUAAUAAUAAUAACAAUAAUAAUAAUAAUAAUUAUAAUAAUAAUAAUAAUAAUAAUAACUAAGAAGAGAAAGGAUAACAAUGAGACAGAAAGAAAGGAGAAAUGGUUUGGAUGAGCCAAAAGUUGUCAAAGCGCAAAUACGAAAAAACGAACCGCACGAGUGAUUUAAAUGAAAAUAAAAAUAUAUGAAAAGAAAAAAAAAAGAAAAAAAAGGAAGAAAAAAAAGAAAAAAGCUCGUAUCGCGAGAGAAGAAAUUUCUCUUAAGAGGGAAGACAGUCGAUAAUAUACAUAUAUAAAAAGAUCUUUUUUUAUUUUAUUAUUAUUUUAUUUUAUUUUGCUCGUGUUUCCUUUCGCGGACCUCUUGAUUUUUCUUUUCUUUUCUUUUCUUUUCUUUUUAAAUUUCGGUCUUUGGUUUUUCCUUUAAAUAUAUUUGUACGAUCAAGAAUUGUUUUUUUUUUUUUGUUUUUUCUUCUUUUUUAUGUUAUAUAACGAGGAACUAUACACUUCUAUUAUAUACAUUUUUAUGAUGUUUGGAUAAGCGCAGGAUGAAAAACACACGACUACUCUUGUAUUUUACACAUAUAUAAAAGAAAGAAAAAAACAAAGAAAUAUACAAAACUAAACACAUUUACCAAGAGAACAUUUUUACACGCACAUGGGUACGAUACUUUCGUACUUUACCAUCCAUCACCCCACAACCAUUCACUAUCACCGCCGCCACCACCACCGCCACCACCACCACCACUACCACUACCACUACCAUUACCACCAUCACCACCACUACCACUACGAAUACACAAACUUUUAAGUAAAAAACAAGAAACGUUAUACAAUAAAGUCGAAACACAGUGUAAGUGAUAUUUAAUCUAGACGUAUAGGAAAAAAUACGUUCGUGUAAUAAAUACAAAAAAAAACGAAAAAAAAAAAAGAAAAUGGAAGAAGGGAAAAAAAAAUUCGGUGUUUGUUCGAUAAAUGAUAUUUCUCUUUUAAAUGAGAAAAAGAAUUUACGACACGAAGCCUAUCUCUCGUAAUUUUUAUGAUAAUCAUUAAAAGUAUCAUCAUCGCCUAAUUACAAUAAACAAAACAAGCGUGCACAAUUUUACCGCCCCGAGAUAUAAUAGGAAAGAAAAAAAGAAGAAAAAAAAAUGUGAAAAGGACAAAAAAAAAAGAAAAGAAAAGAAAAGAAAAUAAUAAGAAGGAACGGUACCUUUUUCAAGUUUUUCAUACAAUAUUUCUACGUUUAUACGGAUCUCCCAGAAGUAAAAGAAAGAAAAAAAAAAAAAGAGUAAUUUACAUGCGAAAGCUUUUUUUAUUAAGACAGUAGCGUGUAGACCAUUUAAAGCUAAUCGAACAAAAAAAAAGAAAAAGUGCAUAUAACAUGUAUAUUAUGCUCUCGAUCAGAAUAUUUCCAAGUGUUAGAGAAGUUGGUAUUGAUUUUUGAACAGUAUAAUUAAUGAAUAAGAUAUAAAGAACGAGAGAAGUUUAAGGGGGAGGGGGGAGGGGGGUUGUAGGAGGAGAAAGACGAGGAGUAAUAGAUGGAAGAAGUAAGAAUAAUAUGAGAUUGAAGAGGAAGAGGAAGAGAAGAGUAGAAGGAGAAGGAUGAGGAGGAGGAGGAGGAGGAGGUGGCAAGAAGUUAAAAUUAAAAGUUGUAUAGUAAACCUUAUUCGUAUGGAAUUUCAUCAAAAUAGUAUUGUCCAUAAUGAUAUUUACAACGAAAUUGCGCCGGUUUUCUCAACGGAACAAAUUUCGGCAACGAGAGAGAGUAUUAGAGCAUUUUCAUUUGAAAUUCUUUAAACGUGACUAAUAAUCUGUGUCUCAGCGUAACAACAAAAUGGAUUGUUAAAAUAGAUUUGAGGCGUCUUCCGGCACAUCGAGUCGACUCGUUAAUGUAAGAGAGGAGAGAUCUUUGCGUUUUUGAAUACUAUUAAAAUAAAAUUAUAUUAAUAUAACACUUUUUACACCGGAGGCGCUUCAAAAACCACAAAACCUACAGUCUUCAGUAUCUUCGAUCAACAGUUAUGAUAGUAACUAAACUAUUCUACAUUUAUCUAUAAUCUAAUAAACUGUGAAACAAGUGUA